AUGAAGUCUUUCGUGACAGACACCUACAACUGCCUUGAGAAUAUGAUCCAAGAAGAGAUUGAUGGCGAGAUACAUUCCCCCCACAGCACCAAUAGCACCACUAGCACCAAAGACUGGUAUGCCUGUCAGUUGUGCGAAAAUCACAGAAGAAGAACGUACUCCACGAAGGGAGCAUUCCGCCGACACGUCUCUACUGAACAUGCCCCUCGGUUUAGACAUUCUUGCCCUCGCUGUGACUGGGCUACCCCCAGGAGGGACAAGGUCUGGGAGCAUUUGCGACAUAGGCACUCACCACUAGACGGGCUCAAACGGAACGAUAUCAAGCGUACCAAACUCAGAUCGCCGAGAGCUUGUCCGCUGUGCGAUAAGUCUGUGCAGUCCUGGGAGGCUUACUUCAACUGUGUCGCGGAACACUGCCGCAUACAGAGCGGUAGCUCCCCAGGGACUAGUGGGGUUCAAAGCAGAAGAAACAGUGGGGACAGUGGGAGUGGUGGGGAUGGUUUCAAUGGCCAUUUCGCUCCCGGAAACCUGUUUGAUGGACAGGGACCUCAGACUCAGUUUCCAAAUGGAGGCGGGGGAACCGCUAAUAACGGAGGCAACUACUUCUCUGGACAUGUAUCCUAUUUCUAUGGAAAUGGCUGCUCUAGGGAGAACAACUCUGCCCAGCUGGUUGGGCAGAGGCCAUCACACCCCCUUGGCUCGGUUCCAGAUAGAGACGAUGCUUCCGUAGACCCUGCAUUGCUUUCACGUACUCUAGGAAAAAAAGCCAGCGAGAUAAGCCAUCCAGGACCAAGCAGUCUUUCGGGUCAUCACCAGCUUCUUGAUUCCGCGAUGGAAAGCAGCCCACAUGCUAUGCCACCUAUGGAUAAUUCAAAGCACCACGGUGGGAGGAAGCCACACAAUCUGAGGAGUCCUUCUGAGACAACAUCUUUCAACAACAAGAGCCCACGCCAGAUGACAUCGUUCAAAGGUCUGUCCCCAAAGAAGUCGCAAGAACGCCCUUCAUCUGAGCCUCAGAAUUUGCUUCCAAAGAAAUGCAAGUCAUGUGGGCAUAUAAUGAAGAACUGUGUUGAAUGCAAGCUUCAGGAGGGUAACGUGGAUAGAUGUCAUCUAUGCACUGGCAAAGCCAGCCAACAGCACGGAGUGUCCAAGGUCCUGGAAGAUUAUGACCAAUACUACGAUUUUGCGUGCAAUGGCAUGUCAGAUCGGAACCGCUCAGCGUCAAAGAUUGCUUGGGCCUUAGAACAAGUGUCCCAGGCUUUCAAGACAGAAGGUGAUCUGUGUUCAACUGGAAUCAGUCGCACAUCCACAUAUUCUUCGUUCGAAGAAUCGUUUCAGUGGGUCUCGGUUAUGAAAGCUCCCGACACGGCGUGUGCGUUUCAGGCUUCCGAGCAGUCUACCUUCACGAUCAUGGGCCCCGGCAAUUCGACAAAGACUCUCUCAGGUGCCUGGGAGGCUCAUGCUACCCGAUGUCGUUAUACAAGGAUGACCCUAGCCCUGUGUUCACCGCAGGUCUACAACAAGAUUGGGCAUUCAGGUUCGUUGAUAGGAAUUCAUAUAGGACUUUCUGAAGUCCUAUAUGACACACAGUAUAUAAUCGGAGAUACAAGUAUUGCGUGUCAGCCUGGUCCAGAGAAGAAAACAGCGUCAGGAUUGACUGCUGAGCAUGCCAUUUCAUGCCUCCCGAAGACUCCUGAGAGCCUGUGUACGAUUCAAUCGAAAACCAUGUCUUUCAGAGGAUUUACCAUUUACCGUGCGUCCUGUGUCGUCAAAGACAGACAGUCCCCCCAACACCCGAUCCAUCUGAUAGAUGCACCUAGCCCAGCCAAAGUCCAGCUGACGCGCAGGAGGCGCGCUAGAUUGCGAAGAAAACUCCAAGUCAUCAUCGGGCUGCUUGUGUUACAAGCAUCUGUCACCGAUACGUACCCAGUUUCGAAGCAGUUGGAAGAUAAAGACGCAAAGAUUCUUAUCACAGAGUCCGAAGACACUGACCUCAUCGAGACCGGUAGCGACCUUGACUUGUCCGAACCCAAAAUCUUGCCCCAGUGGCUUCGAGAGACUAUUUCCACAUUUUCUGCAGGGCUGAUAGACCAUGUUGAGUCUACGAUGCUUGCAACAUCGAUAUACAAAGCUGAAGAAGAGAUUUGGCCGAAGGUCAAAACCUUUGUAGGGUCUAUGGCGAGCUACCUGGAAACUCCCGUUAGCCCAGUAAUCGAACAGCACAUUGCUGAAUACACGAAACUCGGGUGA
Molecule: messenger RNA, 2250 nt
Organism: Aspergillus oryzae RIB40
Lineage: Eukaryota; Fungi; Ascomycota; Eurotiomycetes; Eurotiales; Aspergillaceae
Product: putative C2H2 zinc finger domain protein
Exons: 1
Coding region: 1-2250 (749 amino acids)
Source: RefSeq, a predicted model, not a curated record